Messenger RNA from Fusarium poae, 1293 nucleotides. RefSeq lists its product as uncharacterized. The coding region runs from base 1 to 1293 and encodes 430 amino acids. The transcript has 4 exons. NCBI's taxonomy places the organism in Eukaryota, Fungi, Ascomycota, Sordariomycetes, Hypocreales, Nectriaceae. The record is from RefSeq and is a predicted model, not a curated record.
AUGUCAACCAAUUACCAAACCCUUGAACGAUCCUGCGAAAAUGUCUUCGCCGGGCUGAGACAACUUGCCAACGAGCUGAAGAAACACGAUCAUCCAGAAAUUCACUUCAAUAUUCUGCAUAGUGUACAAUAUGUGGACCACCGUCAGAUCGACGUACAGUUCAAAGCCCAGGCCCGUCUUGUGCAAGCAGACAUGAUGCAAGAAUUUAUUAGCACACUCGACAGCUGCAAUGAACAUCUUAAAGAUUGUCACAACUUGUGCUUACGUAUGGGUACACCGCAAUGGACAGCAGAUUCGAAUUCUCGAUUAACCAUGUCGUGGAACUUCUUCUUUACGUACCUUAGCAAGGCGGCCAUUUUGCUGCAACUCGAGCUACUCGAUGCGCAAGUCUUUUUGGGUCUUCAUCGACAACCACCUGCUUCUGCAUCUUCAUCGCCUACUCCAACACCUCAAUCCUCAACGCCGAACCUGUCCUUCUCCCGUCGAGGAUCCUUCCUUAGCAACGGUGGCUCAGAGAACUUUACAAUAGAAGGAAGAGUGGGAAGAAGGGAGCGCGCAGAGCGACAAAGGCAGCAAGACACACAACAGAACCCGUUACUCGUCACUUCAACGGGGAAUAAGCUGAGAAAGCCCAACACCCGUGCACCGUCGAUCAGUAGCACUGUCAGCAGCUUCAGUGACAGAGCCUCCGCCACGGUUUCUCCAAGUCUGCCGCAGGUGAUCGAAGAAAAGUCACCCGCAAUGUCGAUACCUAGUAUUCCAAGGACACCACCUCCGGAAUACUCCAAGGAUACCUGGGAUGCCAAGACGCUGUUAUCAACCAAAGAAGACAUGCCAUAUAGCUCACCAAUGAAACCCGCUUCACCCCCAUCUGUUAUGUCAGUGGACCCUGAACCACAACAUACUGAAUCGACCUUUGGGGACAAUCGUACUUACUUCAGUGGCAACGUCAUAAAUAUUUAUCCUGUGAUGAAUGGACCACCACCAAAUCAGCUUGGAUACAUGCCUCCGAUUCCAUACGGACAUUUUGCGCCUAAUCUUGCGGUACCACCAGGCUGGCAGGCGCAUAUGUCUAUGCCUCUUCCAACGCCUAUACAACGUCCAAUGGUCCCUGUCCCUCAGUUACCUCCACCUCGGGUGGCCGCUUACAAGCCCAGCAGAUCUUCCCUGCGAGAGUCUGCAGCGUUACAUCUUUCACCCUUCCCAGCAUUCUCGGACACCCAAGCUGCCAAUGGGGUUGCUGCAACUCUAGAGGAUGUGGGCAAUCUUAUUACUGAGUGUUUUGGAACAUAG